GCCGCCUCCCAGGCCGCCGACCCGGUCAUGGACGUGGAGGAGGCUUUCUCUCAGGUGGGCCAGAUGGGGCCCUUCCAGGUCUGGCUCUGCGUCUUGCUCGCCGCGCUGCUCCAGCUCUAUGUGGCCAGUGAAGCAAUCCUCAUUGCACUAGUGGGGGCAACACCUCCUUACCACUGGGACCUUGAAGGGACCUCUGCAAAUAAAAGCCAUAGUAAUGAGUCUGCUAGUGAAGAAAGAACUUUUGGAAAGUGGCUCCUGACGGCCAAUGGGAGUGAAGUUCAGAAACACAUACACUUUAGCAGCAACUUUACAUCAAUAGCCUCUGAGUGGUUUUUAAUUGGCAACACAUCAUACAAGAUCAGCGCUGCUAGUUCGUUUUUCUUCAGUGGUGUGUUUGUUGGAGUGAUUACUUUUGGACAGCUCUCAGAUCGUUUUGGACGGAAGAAAGUCUACCUUGUAGGUUUUGCCCUUGACAUUUUGUUUGCUGUUGCUAAUGGAUUCUCCCCUUCGUACGAGUUCUUUGCAGUCUCCCGCUUCUUGGUGGGAGUAAUGAAUGGUGGGAUGUCAUUAGUGGCUUUUGUCCUCCUGAACGAAUGUGUGGGCACUGCUUAUUGGGCUUUGGCAGGAUCAGUUGGUGGCCUCUUCUUUGCUGUGGGAAUUGCCCAGUAUGCUUUGUUAGGAUAUCUCAUUCGCUCCUGGAGAAUGCUAGCAGUUGUGGUUAACCUGGAGGGAACAGUAGUCUUCCUCCUGUCUCUAUUCAUUCCUGAAUCACCUCGUUGGUUGUAUUCACAAGGACGGCUGAGUGAAGCUGAAGAUUCCCUCUACCUCAUUGCAAAGAGGAACCGCAAACCAAAGUGCACUUUUUCACUUAAACUCCCUACUGAACGGAGCUAUAGAGAGACUAGUAGCAUCCUGGACCUGUUCCGGUACAAGAUCCUUUUGGGACGUACUCUGAUUAUGAUGUUCAUCUGGUUCGUAUGCAGCUUGGUUUAUUAUGGUCUUACUCUCAAUGUGGGUGACCUGGGUGGAAGUGUCUAUGCCAACCUGGCUCUUUCUGGGCUAAUAGAGAUUCCGGCAUACCCUCUCUGCAUCUACUUGAUUGGCCAAAAAUGGUUUGGCCGUAAACGGACGCUUGCAGCAUUUUUGUUCCUGGGAGGACUAGCCUCUCUCAUCGUCAUGUUUCUUCCAGAAAAGAAAGCUACAGGAGUGUUUGCCAUUGUAAACAGCCGCUCAUUGUCUUUACUGGGAAAACUGACAAUCAGUGCAGCAUUUAACAUUGUCUAUAUCUACACAUCAGAACUUUAUCCUACAGUGAUCAGGAAUGUUGGAAUGGGAGCCUGCUCCAUGUUCUCCCGAAUUGGUGGGAUCAUCGCUCCUUUCGUUCCGUCUUUGAAAUCUGUGCAAGGGUCUCUGCCAUAUAUUGUGUUUGGUGUGGCGGGCUUGUUUGCUGGUCUUCUGAGUCUGUUAUUGCCAGAAACCCUAAAUAGCCCCCUGCUGGAGACGAUAUCUGAUCUACAGGUUUGCUCAUAUCGGCGGCUAGGAGAUGAAGCUGUGUCGCUACAAACAAUGGAAGGCUCACGGUCUGACCACGAUAGUUCAGCGGGGAGUGGAAGUGAAGAUGAAGAGUUCUAUGAUGCUGAUGAAGAGACUCAAAUGAUCAAGUGAUGGAUAAAACACUUCUGUUAAA
Lacerta agilis (Sand lizard) is the source of this 1687-nucleotide messenger RNA. It is a transcript of the gene SLC22A15, whose product is annotated as solute carrier family 22 member 15. The transcript has 12 exons. Lineage: Eukaryota; Metazoa; Chordata; Lepidosauria; Squamata; Lacertidae. The record is from RefSeq and is a predicted model, not a curated record. The coding region runs from base 28 to 1665 and encodes 545 amino acids. Gene Ontology annotation, molecular function: transmembrane transporter activity. Gene Ontology annotation, cellular component: membrane. Gene Ontology annotation, biological process: transmembrane transport.